This is a messenger RNA of Fulvia fulva, 1092 nucleotides long. RefSeq lists its product as uncharacterized. The coding region runs from base 1 to 1092 and encodes 363 amino acids. Lineage: Eukaryota; Fungi; Ascomycota; Dothideomycetes; Mycosphaerellales; Mycosphaerellaceae. The transcript has a single exon. The record is from RefSeq and is a predicted model, not a curated record.
AUGGCCUCACUGUCCAGAGAGAUGAUAUUCCUCACCGGAGCACCUGCUGGAAACGACUUGCGCUGGACCGAGACCCACCUUACGCCAUACUUCGGCCCCCAAUUUCGACGGUAUUUGGGCGACAGCAUUGAGGAUGACAGUACUACGCAGAUCACAACAACUUCAGCAACGCAUCCUCUUGCCAAAUGGCGCUCUGUCCCAAUGCCUGCAGAUGCAUCGCAGCAGGACCAAGAUCCAGCGAAAGGCGCGCAGUUUCUAUCUUUUGGGGAAGGCCUCAACAACGACGACGAUGAUCUUGAGCACAGACGCUUUCUGGAGCAUUCUCUGGCAAUCCUGCAGGAUCUGGACUCGUCUCAAAUCGAGGUACCAGACGGUACCGACCUCGACGAUACGAACACCAUGAGGUUUGGCUCUUUCGGCGGGACACUUACUUCAGAGCUGUCGCUACAAGAAAGCGAUGCUUCUAUGGUCAGCACAUCUUCAGAACCGGCUGGACCACAAGCUAUUGUAUUCGAAGGACCACUCACCGAUCUGAGGCGCAUCCCGAAUGCGCAACACCUACACGCGAUUCAACCUCAGACCAUGACUGUGAACAUACUUGCAUCCGUCAUUGUGGUCAAGCCGACGCGUACCGUGCAGCUACGGCGCCGUAACGCAGAGAUGGACAUCGUGGAGAUAAUCUUUGGCGACGAGACCAAGGCGAACUUUACCAUCAGCUUCUGGUUGGUACCUGUCGACAGUCAAGCCGCCCGUUUGCCAAAGCAAGGCAGUCUGCGGGAGACAGUCUCGCAACUGCGCUCUGGCGAUGUUGUGAUAGCGACACACAUCGCUCUGAACGAUUUCAAUGGCAACGUCUAUGGCAAUAGUCUGAGCAAGCGCACCACGAGGAAUAACACGACGUUGAUCAGACUAUCGGGUUCAAUCACCGGACUUUCGGCGCCGGCCGCUAGCAAAUUGAGUCGCGUGCGCAACUGGUCUAAACAGUUUGUUGGCGGAACGAAACGUGCAUCGUCGCCGGAAUCUUCGCCGGGCAGAGACUCGAAGCGCCGUAUAGAAUUAAUCUUGCCCGCGGAUACGCAGCCGUAUGGAUAA